GCGCGGUUGCGGCGAGAGCAAAUUAUGGGAGGACUUCCCAUUCGAUGCAGUUCGGAUGACUUUGCGCAACGAUGGCAGUGUCGGGGCAAAGCACGGAACAAGAGAACACGCAAACCUUUGCCAAUGAUGAAAACCAAAGAAGGAAGCGGACGCCUACCAAGCAGCCAAGCGCAACAGCAGCCCAAGCCACAACAAGCGCACAAUUCCCCUGUGCAAAACACACACACACAACAAGCACAACACACAACAAACACACGCAACACAAGAACGCCAGCUCUCCAACACACGACGCCAUGGCCAUGAGCACCCGCCAUGAGUGUGAGUGCGAGUGCGCUGCAGUACCACCCCAGCUCACGGCAAAUGCGAGCGUGUGGGCGCUCAUUGCGGAACAGCUCCUCGUGACUCAGAGGUCAGAGGAGGAGAAGAUCCUUGCUUCCUGCCUCAGCAUGGCUGAGAUGCGGAGUGCGCGGCGUGACGGCGUCCGGGCGUUUUGCAACCUGAUGAUGACCUGCCGCGAGCUGUACCUCGACCUGCCGUGGGCGAUGCCCAAGUGGUGCCUGUCAGACGUGCUGCUGACGGUGGAUGCGUACAGCGGGUACAUCUCACGGGCCGCACGCCAGCGCAUGCUCAUCGUAGACUGGAUGGACACGUCCCAGCCAGCCCUUGUCCGCGUGGAGGAAGAGGAGGACGAGGACGAGGAGGAGGACACGUCAGCCGGCACCUCAGCCACACCAACAUCCGAUACCAAGGACACCACCGCCGCCGCCACCACCCCUGCCCGCGAGGUGUGGCUGGAGAACCGCUUCCUCGCGUACGCCUGGCUUGGCGUCACGUGGGACAGUCGAUGCGCCUUCCUGCAGGCCAAGCUGGUGGCAACUCAGCGCACGGCAGGAGGCUUCUGGUCGACGUUUGCUCGGUGCGGACGCGUGCAUUUCACGGAGCUGUCCGCCCUGGACGCAUGGGCUGCUGCAACGCACGAUGAGCAGAUGGACGAGGUGGCAGUGGAGGAGGGGCAAGCAGCGGAGGGGAUGGAGGACACUCGCGAUAUGAACGCAGUUCCACUGGAACCACACCAGCAAGAGCAGCAGCAGGAUCAGCAGCACCAGCGGCGGCCACGAAGGCCGGCAGUGUUCUCGCUGGCGGCGACACUGCACAAUCAACAGGAGGCGGAUCAGUGGAGUGAGUUGCGCGACACGGCCCUGGCUGGUGCGCAGGGCAGCUGUGUGGACCUCACCGUGAUCGCUGGCCUGUCUUUGCUGGCCGCACGGGAUGUGAACAAGCUGGUUGUCUCCACGCUCAAGGCUGCCGUUGACCAAGUCUCGUUUGCGAAUGUGGCCCACGUCAGGUGGAAGACCCACAAGACGCAACGCAGCAUCCACGGCAAGCUUCGUGUCGUGGAGCGGCUUGUCCUUAGCAAUGCAGCAUCGGUCGAUGACAUCAGCUUGCUUGCAAGCAUCCCCGCCAUCACCUUGUCGUCGUACAACUGUCUUCAGCCUCUGGACCUUGCGUCACUGGCAGGCGUCAAGACCUUGUGUCUGAGUGGAGGGCGGUAUGUCAAUGAGCAGCAGGCGCUCGCAACAGCACAGCAGCUUGAUCUCUCGCGCGUUGCGCUCAGAUGUGGCACGCUGCAGGCUGCCCACGUCAAGCUGGGCCACCCCGAAACGACGCCAGAUGUGCUGCACCUCCCCAACGCCACCCACAUUGAGCUGGUGUCCACCUCCGGUGUGAAGCAGGUCACGUGCCCGCCCCGCAUUAACACGCUCGUCAUUGAGGAUCUCGCACACACAAUGCCAGUCAUCCCUGAGUUUGAGCACGCACAACAGGUGGACCUCAACCUGAAGACGCCGUUGACACGGGAGCAGCUCGCAGACCUAGGCCGGCGCGUCGACAGCCUCGUGCUUCGUGGCACGACAGUUGCGCACAUGGCUGAUCUGCAGGACAUCCCUGACAAUGUCCACGUGCAGCUGAUGAGCGUGUGUGUUGACGGGCCCGUGCCGACGUGCGUUGAUGCUUUGGAGGUGGACCUGGACGGGAUUGAUGGCUACCGCGGCGCUUGGAUGAGCAGUGCGCCGAGCUUGGUCUUGCCUGGCCGUCACCCACACCGGCCAGUGCAAGAUCUGCAUCUGUUGUCUGGGCGCAAGUUGCUGCGUGUGAGUGAGUGCGACCUUGCCGGUGAGCUCUCUCGCUGUGAUCAUCUCAUCCUCUCCUCGUGCUCAGGAUCCGUCUCGGUGUCACGCAUCGAGUCGCUGCUCAUCGAUGCAGCAGCACUGACAUUACCACGCGACGCAACAGUGGAUGGAAGUGGCGCUGGAAGCAACACCAUGACUCGUGCGCGCAAGCAGCUUGCAGUGACGGGCGUGCAUGACGUUGCACACUGCCGGUUGCAGCGCUGCAGCAUCGAGGCGUUCGAGGGGUGCAUCGAGCACGUGCAGCGGCUCAUCCUGUCGCGGUGCACCUUUGACAGCGUGGACGACCUCCCGCAUGUUGGAUCACUGGUGCUGCGGGAGUGCACGACGGAAGACAAGGCGUGGCGGUGGCCAGACGUCGUGAUGACUGGCCGCACACCAGCAGAGAUGGCGCACGUCCUCAUGCAGGGGAAGGAGAGAUGUGAGGUGCACAGCAGGAGGUGGUGAUGGAUGUGUGGGUGAGUGAGUGAGUGAUCGAGUCUGCGUGCGUGCGUCUCUCUGUCUCACUGACUCACUGACUCACCGACUCUCUGUCUCUCUCUCUGUCUCUCUCUCUGACUCUGUCUCUCUCUCUCUCUCUGUCUGUGCAAUUCUACAUCCCCUCAUUCCCGUGACGCA
Salpingoeca rosetta is the source of this 2804-nucleotide messenger RNA. RefSeq lists its product as uncharacterized. Lineage: Eukaryota; Choanoflagellata; Craspedida; Salpingoecidae. The transcript has a single exon. Bases 72 to 2633 code for a protein of 853 amino acids. The record is from RefSeq and is a predicted model, not a curated record.